Molecule: messenger RNA, 12218 nt
Organism: Caenorhabditis auriculariae
Lineage: Eukaryota; Metazoa; Nematoda; Chromadorea; Rhabditida; Rhabditidae
Source: the annotation of a GenBank genome assembly
AUGGAAAAACUGGCUCUUUUUGAUGAUGAUGACGAGCCGGCUGAGGAGGCGGGUGGAUCGAGUGACCAUAUUUCAAUCAAUAAGGUUUUUAAAAAUAUUAUAAAAAAACUUUUUUUAGUUUUGUUUCAGAAUUACGCAUCGAGAUAUGAUAAUUGGCGACAGCUCGAAGAGAUGCAAAAAAGUGGGAAUUUGCAAUUUUUAUUAAAAAGUUUUUAAAAUAAUAUAUUUUUAGUAAAAAGAUCGGUACGGGGAUGCGGAGGAAAGUGAUGAUUCGUCGUCGAGUGAGGAAGCGCCGGUUUGAUUUAAUUUUUUUCUUUCAGUUUUUUUACGCAAAACAAAUAAAAAAAAAUUUUCUAAGGGUCUCCAACGGAUCUUUUUUUCUCACAAAAUUCUGGAAAAAAAUUCUAGAGCUAGAAAAAAAAGAUUUUUUUCGAACUUUCUGCACUAUUUUUCUUUUUAAAAAGGCUGAACAUAGAAUUUAAAAAUAACGCAUUUUUCUUUUUUUGUGAAUUCGAUGGGUUUUGAGAAAAUCGCUUUUUCGAAUGAAGGUAGUUUUAAAAUAGGCAAACCGGAAAAAUCCUUCGCGAACCCUCAGAAGGUGCUGGAAAGGUUCUGCUGAAGCUCCUAAAAUGAUGAAAAAAAGCCUUUCGAGCUCUUUUUUCAUAGCCUGCUUUUCGAGUUUUCUUCGAUUUGAAAAUCACUUCAUUUGAGAAGCAAUCUUCAGUUUAUCAAGCCUUUCCCUGAAAAAAAUCGCUUUUAAGCUCAAAUUUCUUGAUUUUCCACAUCGUGGCAAAACCACGUUCAAAACGAAUUUCAAAAAAUCUGUGAUCCUAUGAUUUUUUUUUCCUUUAGGAGUGGACCAAAAACGACGAGGAAUCGUUCCUACGCACGCUGGGAGCUCUGAAAUCCAAAGAUGCUUCGAUUUAUGACGAGAAACGGCGGUUUUGUAUUAAAACACAUGUGAAUUUAAAAUUUUCCCGUUUCCAGGUUCUUUGCUGAUGAACAGGCGGCUCAAAAUGGAGAAUCCUCGAAGAAUGGGAAAAAAGCGGAGAAAAAAAUGACGUUGAAGGAUUAUGAGAGGAAAUUGGUCCUCGAAAAGGGCGGGUCAGCCAAUUUUGUUUUUCGGCCCUAAAAGAUUUUUUUCAGUCUUAAAUAGAAUUUUUUAAAGGCUGUUAUUCAAAAUUUUGAAAAAGGGUCAUUUUUUUAAAAGUGAUUUGAUUAAUUUGUUCCGAUUUUUUUUUUCCCACUUUUUAUGAAUAAUUGGAACAUUUCUCACUACAAAAAUGCUUCUAUUUGUAUAUUUCGAAGAGUUAUAAAACGUUCCUGGAGGUCAAAAUUAUAAAUUUUAACUCUUUGUUUUUUUUUCUAAUAAUUAGUUUUCGUAUGUUUUUCAUAAAUUUUAUUUUGCACUUUUUUUUCAAAUUUGCCCAGAACGCUGAGUAAUAUAUUUCUUCUUUCUGGAACUUGAAUCCUGUGAAUUAGAAUCUUCUAAUCAUUUUUUUAUAAGGAAAAACCUGCUGCUUUUCUUUUUUUCGCUAAUUUGCGCGUAAGGUCCAGAGUUUCUAGUUCCCUGCGCAUUGCGGACGAAACGCGUCUGCCACGAGCAACUGUCCUUCAUUUUUCCAUUUCCAACCGAUUUUCUUAUCAAAGACUGUUCAUUUUUCUUUUUCAGUGAUAUCGAUGAAAGCGAUGGUGACGAUCAGCCUCCACAAGAACCGGGUUAUUAUGAAGAGCAGGAAGCGAUCCGGAAAAGGUUCAUUUUUCUGUAGAAUAAGUAUUAUUGGUGGUUUUUCAGUAUUCAAAAAGGCUUUACAUGGUGAUGAUUCUGAUGGAGAUGAGGAAUUGCUCGUUCGAAGACAGAAAAGUGACAAAGAAAAGGUUGGGAAGUAAACUUGAUCGCUAAAAUCACAUUUUUUUGAAAAUUAUUGUUUUUUCUGAAAUCUUGUUUUGAAAUCAAUGUUGUAAGGUUUUCCUACUUUAUUGAAUUUUUUUCAGAAAUCAGAAGAAGACGAUUUCUACGAGUGGCUGAAAGAACGAGGCGAUGAGCCGGGGUCCAUGAAACCGAAGGUGAAAAUUGGUUAAUAUUUUUGAUUUAAUUGGGAUUUUCAGGAGUUGCAACGGUUAAAAGUCGCCUGGAACGAUGAAAAUAUCGAUGAGGAUGAAAAAUUUCUGCGCGAUUAUAUUUUGAAUAAGGAUUACGAGCCGACGGAGAAUGAAGAGUUGGUUUUUUGUAUUUUUUUAGUGGAAAAUUGUUUUUUUAUUAAUUCUAAUGUAUACCUUUCAAAGUAACUAAAUUCAAAAAAAGAUCAAAUCAGAAAAAAAUGUGGAAAUAAAGGAUUUUUUUCCAAAAAAAGGAUUUUUAAAAAAAUCAGAUUUUUGUUUGAAAAAAAUCCAUUUACAUGACGCAUGACUUCCCAGUUUUUUUGAAAAAAAUCGUAAAAAAAAUAAAAAAAUAAAAUAAAAUCGAACUUCGAUAUAGAGAUAGAUUCGAGUUUCUUAAAUAUAAUUAUUUGAGAAUUUUUUUCAUUUUUUUCGAUUCAUUUUUUUAUAGCUAAAAAAAUGAGUAUCUAUUCGAAAUUGUUUAGAAAUGAAGAUUCACUAAAUCUCUUUUUGAUCGAAAAUUAAAUUUUGAAGGCUUUUUGUUUAGGACUAAUCAACGGGAGUCUGUGAGAAAAAAAUCAAUUUUUUUCAGUUUUUUCUCAAGAUUAAAUCAGGGAAGCUCAAAAAAAUGAAUAUUAGAAUCGUUUUUUUAAUGAAAAAAAAUAACAUUUUUUUGAAGAAAUCCAACGUAUGAAGAGAUCGUGGAGUUGGAAGAGGAUGAAAAAGAUAUGGAUCGUCAGAGAAAUUUCGAAAUCAAGUACAAUUUUCGGUUCGAAAAUCCCGAUCAGGAUUUUGUGAGUUAUUCUCUGAAAGUUGAGUGAAAAAUGAGAAUUUUCAGCUGAAAAGCUUCCCCCGUACAGUUUCCGAAUCGCUGAGGAAAGACGACAGUAAGAGGAAAGAGAAGAGAAAAGAGAGAAACGAGAGGAAAAAAGAGGAGAAGGAGGAGAAGAAGAAGGUGAAUGGAGUUCUUUGGCAAGAAAAAAUCAGUCGAGUUGUUUCCCUUAAGUGACCACUCGAAAUUAGUCAACGUUUGAAAAAGAAAAUUAGUGUCCUCUUAAGGGAUUUCGAGAAAAAAAAACGGUUAUCUUUUCGUUACCAGCUUUUUUUACCAUGAAAAAAAAUAUUUCGAAAAGUUUACGGAUAAAACCCCUUUAGUGACCACUCGAGAUUAGUUGAGAUCUUUCAAGUUGUCGCUUAAGUGACUUCCGUAGUUUUUUGAUCUGAAAUAAAUUUCAAAGGGAACUUGAGCCCUUGAGUGAUUACUCAGUUUUGCUCUAACGUUUGAAAAAAAUAAAUUGAAUUUAGUGGCCAAUCAAAGGAAUUUUAAGAAAAAAAAAACGGUUAUCUUAUCGUUAUCAGCUUUUUUUACAUUAAAAAAUGAAUAUUUUGAAAAAAUGCUUGGAUAAGACCCCUUGAGGGAACACUCUGUCGCUUUCUUAAAUCAUCAUUGAAAUAAAAAAAUUUAAAAAAAGUGAAGGAUUUUUCCGAACUUUGAUAGUUUUUUUCCCAUUUUUUUAUAGGACAAAAAAAUUGAAAAAAAGGCGGGUCAAAGUUCAUUUUUUCAAGUGACCACUUUGAAGCGGCCCCUAAAGCGACCUUUUCAAGAACCAACAACUGCUCGAGUGGUUACUUGAACAAUAUUUCAUUGAAAGUUUUCCAUAGUGUGUUCGCCGCGACUUGACAGUUUUUGCGUGUCUGCGUCUCUUUGUUCCCUCGACGGCGAGAUUAGAGAAAGAUGGAAAUAGCACGUAAACAUUAGAGAGACGUCGAGAGACAAGGAGAGCGCAGAGAAGUCCCGCCUUUUCAAGUCGCGAAAAACGGACUAUAUUUCUCUUUGAAAUUAGUUUUUUUCCAGGAACUCAAGCACUUGAAAAAGAUGAAGCGAUCGCAAAUUGAAGAGAAAUUGGCCCGACUCAGCAAAGUUUACCAUUUUUUGUUGUUUCUUGCAAUAAUAUUGUUUUUUCCAGGCCGCUGGCUGUGAUAUUCCGCUGAGUAUCGACGAACUACAGGCGGAUUUCGAUCCGAAAGAGUUUGAUAAGAAAAUGCAGGUGAUUAUUAAAAAUAAUCAAGUAAAAGCUCGAAAAAAAGCCAAUAUGGAAUUACCUCUGUGAAGGGCGAGCUGAAAAUUUCGCUUAUUUGAGCAUUUUUUUCACCGAUAAAUAACGAAUUUCUAAGCUUUUUUUCUGUUGAAAAAGGGGUUUUUCUAAAAAAAUUAAAUUCAAGCUGAUUACGAUCCGAAAGAAUUUGUUGAAAAAUUCAGCUGAUUAUAAAAAAAUAGUUAAGAAAAAUCUCGGAAAAUAGCCUAGAAUAUGAGAUAACCUCUGUAAAGAGCGAGCUGAAAAAUUUGUCAAUUAUAGGAUUUUUCACCGAUAAAUAACAGACUUCUAAGCUUAUUCUGUUGAAAAAAAGUGAUUUUUUUCACAUUUUAUCUCAAAUAUUAUAUCCAAGCGGAUUUCGAUACGAAAGAUUUAGUUGAAAAAAAUUCAGUUGAUUUUUCAAAGAAAAUCGAGAAAAAAAAGGGUUGAAAAGAGCAUAAUAUCACUGAAAAAAACGAGCUAUUUUUUGUAUUUUUGAUUAGAAAAAACUGUUUUCACGAUUUUUCCGUCGAUAAAUGGACUUCAUUCACGUUUUAUCAUGAAAACGAGCUUGAAUUGUUUGAAAAAAAUUUUUUCUCUACAUUUUUCAACGUAGAAGUAGCACGUAAUGUAAAACGUAAAAAAUUUUUUUUCAAUCAUUUUUAAAGAUUUUCCAUUCCCUUCUUUUCUGUUUCUUUUUCUUUUUUUUCUUAUCAAUAUCAGUUUUUAGGCCAUUUUCAACGACGAAUAUUAUGGAAAGGAAGAAGAUUUCAAGGAAGAUGACAACGAAAAACCGGUUUUCAGCGAUGAUGAUGCGGUAUUUUUCUUAUCUUUGUUGAUGUUCCAAUUUUUUCGUUCAGGUUUUGGAUAGCGAUUAUGAAGAUUUCGAUGAUGUCGACGUGACGAAAUUGAAGAAGAAUCCUGAAGACGUCGCUGAGGAAUCCGGAGAAGAAGAAGAAGACGACGAGAAACCGGGAAAUUCGGCUGGAAGGGCGAUUAAAGCGGCCGAAAAUGCGCUCCAUAGAGAUGGGAAAGGUGAUUCUGAGAAAAGAAAAAAAAAUUUUUAUGCUCUGAUAUUUUCUCAUAUUCAAAAGCUCGGUCUGAAUGCUUUUUUCAGGAUCUUUCAAGAAAAAAAAAAUCCUGUUCAAAACCCUGGAAAGGUGCAAAAAAAAGUCAGUUAAAGCUUAUUAUCAAAUUUUUUUCAAGAAAAAAGAGCCUUUUUAUCGUCUUUUUCUCCUUCUGUUCUAGAUUUCAUCGUCACUUUUUUCUUUUCAACAAGUUUUUCAUCUUCUUAAUGGUACAUAUUUUUUUAGAAAGAAGAAAAAAAUAAUAAAGUGUACAGAUAAAUCAAUAAAAAAAAUUGAGUUCUUUCAAAGGACCUAAACUUUGUACAGAAAAAAAUUAGAAUUUUUUUCCGAUUUUUAAUCAUUAAAAAAACUUUAAAAAGCGCCAGGAAGACCUUCUUGGAAUAAUCCAAGAAAAAGAGCUCAAAAUUCAGUUUUGAUUGACAUUUAGGACAUGAGGUCAUUUUUUUGCAAAAAUUGAGCCUUUUUCUUGCGCUAUAAACUUUUCUUAAAGAUGAUUUGGUACUUUACUUCAGGUUUUUUUUUCCAUGAAAUGAUGUUUUUCUUGUAUUUCGAACAUCUCCCAGAAAUUUAAUCUAAUUUUGAGCAUCUUCCUGAAACUUUUUUUACCGCAAGAAUUUGUGUUUUCUACUUCUCGACCAAAUUUAUGAUAGUUUUUGAUUGCGAAAAAGAGAUUUCUUUUGGAGGAAUCCGAGAAAUAAGUUGAAAAUCCAAUUUUGAUUGGAUUUUCGGACUUUCGCCCAUGGUUGGACUACUGCUAUUUUUUCUUAGGUCACUAUUUUUUAAAGGCUUUUCUUCAGGUAAACGAUUUUCAUCUCUUAAUGCCGGUCUUUGAGUUCUAUUGAAAAAGUUGAAUGUUCAGUUUUAAUUGAAUUUAUGGAAUUUUAACAAAAAAUUGAAAAAUUUCAGACAGUUUCGAUUUUCUCAAAAGUUCUGUAAUUAUCCACGGGGUUUUGUUUUUUAAAUCAGGUAACUCUUGUAAUUUUGAGCAUUUUUGCAGAUAAUCGCCGAAAAAGGAAGCGAAACGCUUUGAAAGACGCGUUGCGCCGCGAGAAGCCGUUGUUUGAUCCGCGUGAGAAAACUUUCGAGGAGUAUUUCAACGAAUAUUUCGCCCUCGACUAUGAAGACGUUAUCGGUACGCUGAUUUCCAAUCAUUUGAAAAAUUCUCGAUUUUUUUGUCUAUUUUAUCGAUUAAUUAGUAUUUUUUUCAGUAUCUUCAAAAAGUUAUAUUUUUAGUUUUUGGUUUUAAUUUUUUGUUCAAAGUGAUUUUCCGAAAUUCAAAAGAGCCGUCAGAGUGAAAAAAAGAUAACUGAAUUUUUGGAGAGUCAGAGAUGUUUUGAAGUCUGUGGGAUUACUUGGAAAACGAAAUUACUGGAAAAUUGAACAUUUUUAAAAAAAUUUUUUUCUAAGAUUAUAAUUUAUUUUUUUCGAAGCUGUAGUAGAUCCGAAUCAAUUGAGCUGCGAAAAAAAAUAGAAAAUUUUUCCUGAAUUUAAUUGAUUUUUUUAGAAGAAAAACCAUUUUUUAAGCCAAACAGGCGAUUUUUUUCAAAAAUUUCUAUAGCUUGAUUUUUUUCGCAUGCUUUUUGUUUUUUGGAAUCUGUUGUUUUUCAUAGAGAAUUUAAACAGAAAAGCGAGAAAUUGCGAUUUUUUGAAGGUUCAUUAAGAGACCUAUCAAGAAGUUUUCUUACAGGCUUCAAGAAAAAAAGUGUGUUCCCAGGCGAAAAUAUCCUUUUUGAUAGAUUUUAGAGAAAAAAAGCAGUUUGGAAAAGUCAUCUACGAAAAUAAAAUCCAGUUUUUAUGAUUUCUCCAACUCCUUCUUAACAUUAGGAUCAGAAAAAAAAAAUCAUUUUUCAAAAAUUUUUGGGAGUUUAGGGGACCAAGUGACCAAGUUCAAGUAUCGGGACGUGGUCCCAAACGAUUUUGGCUUGACGGCCGAUGAAAUUUUGGAGGCUGAUGAAAGGCAAUUGAACGCUUGGGCCUCACUCAGAAAGGUGGGACUUUUUGAAUCUUCCAAAAAUCAACCCGAAAUAUCCAUUUUCAGGUAACCGCCUACCGAACCCAGCAGGAAGAGGCCUUCGAUUUGACCGCCUACCGGAAAAAAUCCCUAGACUCGGCCAGGAAAAAGAAGCUUUUCAAUACUGAUUUUGGAGGGUUUUAUUGAUUCGUCAUGAUUUUUUGAAAACAACCAUUUAUUCAGAAAAAGAUCCAAGAAAAAGACGGAAGAAGUGGAUGGAGAGAAGGAAGAGACUGUGGAGUUGGAGGAGAAGAAAAAGAAAAAGAAGAAACGACGCGUGAAGAAGAAGACCAAUGGAGAAGCGGUCGUUGGGCGGGAGGAGAAGGUAAAAAAUGCUUUCCAAAGGGAAUGAAUAUUUGAAAAGGUCUUGAACAGUCAUACGUUGGCUGGAACCCACCCCGAGCCCCCCCUUUUAUUACAGGGUAAAAAAAUUGAAAUUUUAUUAGAAUUAAUAGGAAAUAAUAACUUUAGAGAGUAAAGAAAAAGUUAGGAGUGUAGAGAUGAAGUCGUUUUUCUCAAAAAUUUCCAUAUUUUUGCUGUUUUUUUGUUCAUUUUAGUGUUUUUCAGGCUCCUUCAUCAAUAAAACUUGAACCAAAUCAGGAUUUUAAACUAGUCAUAAAAUCGAAAAUGUCAGAUCUAGACAGUUUUGGAGGGAUUCGAGAGUUUUUCCAUGUAGUUAAGGUAAAUUUGGAAUAAUUUGUUGAUGAUUUGAUUUUUAAAGGAAUGACGUCAGAAACUGUUGGAUUUUGAAGAUUUCAGAUGAAUGGGAAAUUUUUGAGCCGGCCUGUAACUAAAUUAGAAGUUUUUUGAUAUUUGCAGAAUUGUUGCUCAUUGGUAUUUUAGAGAUUUUUAAAAAGGUCAAAACCUGAAUUUUGAAAGGUUUUUAGAACCCUAAAUAAUGGCACAUUUUUCUCAAGACCCCCAUGUCUCUAAUCAACACAAAAAAGCUUAUUCUGUCGAUUGAGGAGUUUUCACAUAGCUACUUUUUCAGCCCGAAGAAAAAGUUGCUGAAAAGGAGGAAAAAACAGCUGUUGAACCGGAACCGAAGGUCGCUGAGAACGGUCAAAAAGCCAAAAAGAAGCGAAAACGACCGGCGAAGGCUGGAGUCAAGCUGGACAAGGUGAGAUUUUUCAAAGAUUUUUUGCAGUAUAAACUUGUUAAACUGGCUAGAAAAAUUUUUGGUGGGCACUUAAGUGGAUCCUGAACGACUGAUUGGAGAGGGCCCUAAAGCGGCCACUGAAACCACCUCUGUAGAGGCCACUAUUUUACAUUUUAAGGGCCACUGCAGUAUUUUUAGUGGUCUAAUUGUAGCAUUUAGACUUCUAAAAAGGUAACUGAAUUUUGAGCACUCAAGUGGCCACUAGUUUGACUACUAUCAUGGGCAAAGUCGGAAAAGGUGGAAAAAAGCUCCAUAGAAAUGUUCUUUUUUUUUGUUGUAUUUUUGCGCCAUUUUAUCGGCUGUUUUGCACCAUUUUUGCUGCCUUUCAUUUUCUCCAUCAUUUCUUGUGUCUUCAAAAUGCUAGUAAAAGGAAGGCUCGCUAAAGGGACUCUUUUUGCGGCCUUUCUGCGACAUUUUUGAGCCUUUUUGCGGUCUUUUUGAGCCUCGGCCGUUAUCCACCAUUCCGACUUUGCCUGAUUAUAUAUUUCCAAUAGAAACUCUUCGAGCUGAAUCUUCAUAUUUUCAUUCAUUUUUCGAAAUUCCAGAGAGCCAAGAUGGAGAAGACGUUGAGCUCGAACUUGGGACAAGGAAUGACGGAGGCUCGAGUCAAGGCCUACGGCCUCAACCCCAACCGCCUCUCCAAAGGCCUUCGAUACAACAAAAAAAAUCUUGAUUUUUUUCCGUUGUUAUCUGUUGUUAUUUGUUACUUGUUGUGUUGUUAUCUAGAAAAAAGGUGAAAACAGAUUUUCGUACUUUUAUCUCAUAAAUUUUUUUCUUUUUAAACUGUUUUUUUCUAAUGGUUCAUUAUUGGUUUUUGCCAUACCUUUAUCCUUUUUGUCGUGACGUUUUUCUGAGCUUUUGAGCACAUUUUUUUAAAGGCGCACAAGCAAUUUUAUUAAAUGUCUCGACGCGAAAAGCCGUUUUUCGUUUCAAUCAAAACUUUUGCGCUAACAAACGGUUUUUUAGACAUUUUAGAAGAUCUUUCUUUUGAAAAAGUUUAUUUUUACCUCAGGCUAAUCUUUUAAAGUCCUGGCCAUGCGCCUUUAAAUUUUCAUGAAUUUUACGAUUUUAUCGUUUUUCUUUACAGAUAAAUCACUAGAAUAAUUAAUUUUUCAAUUUUUUGAAAUAAUUAACAUGAAGGUAAUCAAUAACUGUGCCCUUUAAAGGCGCAUGGUCAUGAUAUCAAAAUUGUUUCGAAACUUUUUUCCUCUCAAAUUUUUUUUAUAACCCAUUCCGCGAAAGCUUUUCUUAUUUUUUGUUUUGCGAAAAAGACCGUACACCAAAUGUGAUCGAAGUUCGCUUCGAGACCUUUGUUUUUUGCAGUUUUGCAGAGCAGAAAUUCAAAAAAGAGCUGUGUUUAUGGCAGCUCUUUUUCUGCUGUACUCUCAGAACGGAAAAACACCAUGAUUCAUUUUCUAAAAAUCUACAGAUGGGCGGUGUGAUGUCCUACUUUCGGGGCCUUUUCGGCGCCCGCGAAAUGCGGAUACUCAUCCUGGGGCUGGACGGAGCCGGCAAAACGACGAUUCUUUACAGAUUGCAGGUGAGAUUGGGGAGAUUUUUUCAGGUUAAAGUAAGACUUUUUGGCGCUAAAAAUCAUUUAUAAUUUUUUCUCUGCCCAUUUUUUUUUCUUUGGAAAUACGGCUUAUGUGAGAGAUAAAUUUGUGAGAAAAAUAAAUGUAGAAUUGCUGGAACCACUUAUAGAGUCUAUUUGAAGUUUUUUAAAUAGUGUUCAUUGACUUUUUCGGGUCUGGAAUCAAGAAAAGUUCACUGAAAUCAAAAUUUUGUAUUUGUUUUUUUGAUGAGAAUUGAAAGAAACUUUUUCGGAUUCUUGAAGAAAACUCCUUUAUUACAAUUUUUUAUCUAAUUUUAUCUGUUUUUUGAAGUCGGGAAGAGUUCCUAACUAUGAGGUACAAGCAAGCAGGAAAAUCAGGAACCUCAAGAACUUAGGGAUUUUAGUGUUCCCUAUAGGGGUUAGGGGGAAAACACCCCUAUAGGAACCAAAAAAAGGGGUACCUGUAGAGGUAAAAUCAAUCCUAUUGAAGUUUAGGGCCUGAUCCUUUAGCCCUUAAAGCUCGAGUGGUCCCUCUAGGGGUCGUUCAAUUUUGUUCAAAAAAGGUUACAGCAUGUCCCCUAGAGGGGCCACUAACUAAAAUCCCUAUAGGGACCCCUUUUAAAAACUUUCGUGGCCCCUAUGGAGGCUGGUAAAGUGGUCCCUAGAGAGGGCUCUCCAAGGGCAUUUAAAGUUUCUCCUAUAGGGACCACUCUGGAGUUCCUAAGAAUGCUAAUGACCUACAAAAAGUAGAUCGAGAAGGCGGGAAUCUAUCAAAGGUCAAACAUUUUUGACUCGGAAUUUUUCUUUCUGUUUUUUUUAAUCGAUUUUUGUGGAUUUUUGAAGUUUCAGCGCCUUUUUUCUGACCAUCUUCUUUGUUAUUAUUGUUUUUUUGUACUUUCUAGUUGAUAACAUAUUUUUUCAGGUCGGUGAAAUCGUGACGACAAUCCCGACGAUAGGGUUCAACGUGGAGCAGGUCGAGUACAAGAAUCUAAAGUUCCAGGUUAUUCUGUUGAUAAUUACAGCGAAAAUCGGGAGAUUUGCAGGUUUGGGACCUCGGCGGGCAGACCUCGAUCCGGCCCUACUGGCGAUGUUAUUACGCCAACACCGACGCCAUCAUUUACGUUGUCGAUUCGGCGGACCGGGACCGGGUUCGUGUCAUUUUUGGCUUCAUUGGUACCUGUUCAGUACUAAAUGAGAUUUAUCACAGCGAGAAUAAAAUCAAACCGCCUCGAUCAUACAUGAGAUAAGCAUAACUGGCGACAGCCAAGUCCCCCACCCCCUUAACCCACUCAAAACCAAGCACCCCCCUAAAAUGGAAAAGCGUUUUUCACUCUGAUCAAUUUUAACUAAGAAAAAAAUGUUAUAAGAUCGGACUAGCGCCGCCCUGAAAAAUUUUUUUAACGGUUUAUGCCACCCCCCCUUUCUCGUUUUUUUGCCAAGUCCCCUUCCCUUUAUCAGGUCCCACCGAGACUAUCCCAUGUAUGACCUCGAUUUUUGAUGGAAGAAAGUUUUGGAAUUUUUAUUUCAGGUCGGAAUAUCGAAGCAAGAGCUCGUUUCAAUGCUUCAGGAGGAUGAACUUCAAGGAGCUGUUCUGGCCGUUUUGGCAAAUAAACAGGUAAAAAAAUAAAAUUUUUUUAGAAAUUCAAGGAAUAUAUCGAUGAACUUGUUGAUCCUUAUAGAAAUAAUUGUUGAUAACUAAUUUUUUUCUGAUGAGCUUCUUCAUGUGAUAUAUUUUUUUAUAGUUUUUUUCAAGACCGUUUUUGAGACAUUUUUUGUCUCGGUUUCAAAAGUUGAUAAACUAGUGGUAUAUUAAAAUAAAAAAAGAAGGAAAUUGAAAAAAAUCCUAUAGGAUCCACUUUUUUUAAGUGAUGUUUCAAAUUUUAGGGGCUAAGGGGUCAGACCCUAAACCCCUAUAAGGACCACUUUUUCGGCCCCCAUAUGGAUCACUCUGGAACUUUUAAGAACAUUCAAGAAAGAAGUUUCGCUGAACCUCAUUUUUUGACCAGUAGAUGAUAAUACUCGGUGAAAGUUCCAUAUUUUUCCUGAUGGAACAAUGAGAAAUUCCCUUCAGGACAUUCCCGGCUGCCUGACCGAGACGGAAGUGUACAAAGCGCUGGGCUUGGAAGCGUUGCGGAAUCGCACGAUCCAGAUUUUCAAGACUUCCGCCUCAAAAGGCGAGGGUCUCGACGCGGCGAUGGAUUGGCUGGCCAAUCAGCUGCAGCAGCGAAAAUAG